Messenger RNA from Thamnophis sirtalis, 2347 nucleotides. NCBI's taxonomy places the organism in Eukaryota, Metazoa, Chordata, Lepidosauria, Squamata, Natricidae. The record is from RefSeq and is a predicted model, not a curated record.
CUUUCAGGGGAUAUUUAACCCGCAAAAAUUAUAGAAGAUGGAAGAAUAGUAUUGGCUAUCAAGCUGAUGUGGAAUCAGUGGGCUUUGUUUCCAGCCUCAGAUAUGAAGGAAAUGGAGAGAAAAAUAGCAGUUUUCCUGAAAAACAGUGCUUUCUUGAAAAACAAACAAGCAAGAUUUUAGCUGAAACUUCAGCAUCCCUGGCCAUUCUGAGACAUUCAGACCAAGUGAAAGAUUUGCAACCUUUCUGCUACACCCGUUUAGCUGCAGAUCAUCAGCUCUCUUGUCCACAAAGACCACUGGAAAGUCAAGAAAACUGCUUAGAACAGAAGCAGAAACCAGCCCGUCGAAGAUGUCAGCAGCCCAAAGUGCUGAAUAGCCCUGAGGACAACAUAUAUUAUAACCAGUUAAAUGGAACUCUAGGAUAUCAAGGGAGCAAAAGGAAGCCAAGAAAACUUGGUCAAAUAAAAUUUCUGGAUUGGGAAGAUGAGUAUUACAAGUCAUUAUCAGUGGUAGAUUCUAUCACAGAAGAAGACAACACAUUUCAACCCCUUACUCCUUUUCAAAGCUGAACUUUUGCUCCCUAACUCAUCAGUGUGAGGCUGAUUUCCAUUGUCUGGAGAAUGAAAAAGGGUCUAUGAGGCUCUUUGGAGAAGGAAACCCAGCCCUAAACCUGAAGUAGCUGCCACUGCCUCUGCGGCUCCAUUCUUGUUGCUGUUCUUUUCUACCAGGAGACACGUCUGUCCCUCCAAGUUGCAGCUGUCACCUUAUCUUCGCUGAAGCCAUUUGAUGGAGGAUUAUUGGAGAACAUUUCCUGGACUCCCAGUGGCCAAAUAAGAAGGAAGAAGCUUACAUCUCCAUCCUGUUGCUUCCAUUUGGUGGCGUCCUAGGCCAGACAAUAAUGGUUCAAUAUGAUAAUCUUUCCUGGUGUUUAGCUGUCUGACCUCUACUUCUGUUUAAAGUCUGCAUGAUUCCACUUCUUAAUUUUGUUCUCUUAAGCUUUGCUGUGCCACUUUUCCUGCUCUUCUGUAAUGUUCAAAGUAAUGUGAUGUUUGGCUUGGUGGUCAUUAUAAGUUUUUCAAGAAGUGAUACAGAUGAAAUAACUGCAGUCCACUGUCCUUCUAAGCGCUUUGAAGGAAGUGAUUAUCAUUGCAAUAAAAAUAUGAUUUCAUUAGAGUGCAAAGCACCAAUUUUCCAUUACUGAUGAAAUAUAUAGCCAUUGGAAAAAAGCUUCUGCUGUCCAAUUUGCUUAGAUGCAAAAAUCGGACUAUUGAUUUUCUCAAUCUCAUUGAGAUUUCAGCUAAUCCUAUGGAGAUGUCCAAAUAAAGCUCUGUAUGACGCAAUUCUUAAUAAAUAAAUCAACAUAGGCAUAGCAUAUUAUUGUAUUCGCUGUCCAGUUAAUACCUUGCUAAUGUGGAUGGUUCACUACUGGGAAAUACAACAAUGGACAUUAACACUGAACCACCAUUUCAACAAUAAGAAAAAAGCUUCAUGCAACCUUUUAAAUAGGGAAGGCCUCUUCAAAUAGCCUUAUAUGCAGGAGUGAGUUAACAGAUUCAUGGAAUUCAAAAGGUGUGCAUUUAUUGAUGGCUCCAAAGGAAUCCUCUGUGGCUUGUAGCAAUGGUUGCAGCUACAUCUGAUUGCUCUGGAGCCUCCUUUCAUAAAUAGGGACUUCAGCGGGCAGGGUGCUGGACCAAAGCAAUUGUGUAAAUGUAGGGAAAGAGCACUCCCCACCACUGCGCCUCGCCAAUAAGUGCCCUUGUAAACUUCUCUGUUAUGGCUAGAUUUGCAAAGAAUUAUUACUAUUACUCUGGAUGCUGCUUCCAGAUUAGCCUCCCCAUUCGGCUAUGAGCCAAAAGAGAAUUGGGAUCGCUGAGCUAGGCUGCCUUCUGUUUUGUUUUGUUUUCUCCAGCCUUCUGGCCAUUGGGCAGCCUUGGGAAUCUCCCUGCUGCUAUCACAGGCCGGAAAAAGGUCCCGUGUUUGCUCUGGUCCCAUGUAAACAGCUUCUAGAAAGAGAAGGAAAGAACAUAACUGUGAGGAAAGUCUCUUGGAAGUCCACAAUGCUGCUUGUUUCUUCCCAAGCCUUAACUGUUCAAAGAGGGAACCAAACCAAAUCCAAACAACUGGAGAUUGGACAGGGAGACAAAGUUCCCUACCGUGUGGACAAGACAGAAGCAGUCCUUCUUCUUCUGAGGUUUGACUCUCCAUGAACUCUGGGAAUUAAGAGAGUCUGGAUGGCAAAGAAAUUAGUUUACAUUGGAGGCUGUUAUUUAAACAGGGGGGAAUAAUUACUCAGUUACUUAAGUUUAUUGCUGUGGGCACAGAUACUUUUUAAAAAAGUACUAUUCUU